Molecule: messenger RNA, 4471 nt
Organism: Zootermopsis nevadensis
Lineage: Eukaryota; Metazoa; Arthropoda; Insecta; Blattodea; Termopsidae
Product: protein phosphatase inhibitor 2
Biological process (GO): regulation of signal transduction
Molecular function (GO): protein phosphatase inhibitor activity
Source: RefSeq, a predicted model, not a curated record
UCUUCAUGUGACAGAGUGAGGGAGGUUAAGACCAUUCACAUGCACUUCUGUUUAUUCUAACAAUGAAGUAGAACCUCUGGAGGUGCAGAGUUUCAACAUUGUUUGUUUUAUCCAAGUUGGGCCUGGGAGUGCUGAGAUAACAGGUUGAACCUUCCUGCCAUUAUCCGAACGUUGACAAUUUCCCGGUGGAAAUAGAUGGCAGCACGUACGCUUCUAACCAAUAAGCAUUGAAGUGACGUCGGUAAUCUCACAAAUGGUGAAUCAAAUCUAUGAUCAUAGUGAGAAGCAAAAUAUGGCCGAAAAUUUGACGAAACGACCGUCCAAGAGCAUACUAAAAUCAUCUACAAGUUUUGAAAAGCCAGAUGCAGUCCUGAAAAGAAAACAAAAGGAAACCAAGUGGGAUGAAAUGAACAUCAUUGCAACUUUACAUCCACCUGAUAAAGAUUACGGACAUAUGAAGAUUGACGAACCGAAAACACCAUAUAGUUAUGAAGUGGGAGAGGAAGAACCUGAUGGUUUGGAUGCAAACCUUUUAGCAGAAAAAAUCCAGCUGAGUGGUAACGAUCCCCCUAAAGGAUUCUCAACUACCAACGCAAGUGAAACUGAUUCAAGUGAUGAAGAAGAAACACCAGAGGAAAAAGCAAAGAGAAAGGUGUUUGAGAGCAAAAGGAAGGCCCAUUACAACGAAUAUUAUGCCGUCAAAUUAGCACGCAAACUCAUGAAUGCCGAAGAAGAUUGCGAACCAACCAAGGAGGAUGGCUGCAGUGGAAGAACUUCGCCAGAGUUAAUAUUCUGUGGUCUUGAGGGUUGCCCCGGCCACAAAAGUGGGAGGACGGAGAGGUGUGAGUCCGCUGCCGCUUACAGAAAGAACAAGGUGAAGGAUAACGAUAAAUAAAUAAUUUAGUGGAGGGAAGUUGGAAGAAGUCUGUCGGUGGUCUGGCUCAGAGGAAUUGGCACAGAGUGUGGCCUGUUGUAGCGAAGAGAUACACCAGCGUCUUUGUGGCAUUCCCUUAAACUUUUCCCAAACAGAAAAUAAGAUAUGGCUGAACUGAGCUGGAAAUGUUUUAUAUCACGUGGGGGCUAAUGUUCCGCACUUUCCGAUGGUACUUUCGGAGUUUGUGAUGUAUUAUAAUGAAAUUUGUGUAAAAAGGAAUCAAAGCAGAUUGUUUCUAAUGCAAAAUGGAAUCCUGCCGUAGCAUCCAAGAAAUGUUUCAAGUAAUAUUUACUGUAAGUGAUGUUACUUGCUGUUUCUAUACAUAAAGCAGUGAUCAGUGUAAUAAAUUUAUUUGUCAUAGGAUCCCUGGAUUUGUGUAUGUCCAUAAUUUGCAGCUUUCUCACCCCCCACCCCCCCUAGACCAGUCAGGAUAGUUUACAAAAAAUUUAAGAAUACUGGAUUCAGAUUUAGUGGCUUCACGAUUUCUCCUUGCUUAACCAGUUGUUGCCAACGUCAGUAGGAGAUACUGACACUUACGCAGAAUGUGAACCCAAAGCCAUUGCUGUUAUUCAGUAUGUGACGAUGUAGCUUCAUAGACUAGGCUCGUGGUGUAUUUAUGUGCAUUAUUUAUUUGCUUUGUUGGUAUGUGGGUAAUGGUUAUGAGUGAAUAAAGUUCACCAGCUUCUCUUCCUGCUUUGAGUCUGUCUUUAAACUUUUCUCUGAGGCAGUAACAUAUCCUUGUAGACGGACUUCAGCUUGGUAUUUGAACGGUGGCCUGUUCUUGGUUGAGACUAGUUCUGAUUCGCUUUGAAGUAUUUCACUUAACACUGUGGAGGAAGAACUUACAAGACUUGCAUGUAUGUACCAAAAUGUUUUCUGCUGGUAACUGAAGAUUGUCCGUCGUGAGAUACGAGAUUCUGCUGCCUGGAGAGCCAUAUUGUACUUUGAAAUUCUGUGUUCAUUUGAUUUUACGAAGUUUAACUGAAGUCGCCGUUGCUGUGUUGCAUGAUAACCUAACCUGACAGGAACACAAAUGCCUCAUCUACAGUUUUAGUUUAAUAAUAGAAAAUUUAUCUCUUCAAAUAUGGUUUAUUAUGAAUUUCCUGUAAAUAGAAUUUGGACUUACUGAAGUAUAAUCACAUUCUGUCAUUUUGUAAGACGUGCUGCAGCUACAUCUCCUGUGAUGGCUAAUUUCAGUCUUUUUUCUUCUUUUUGCAUUUAUUACCAUUGCCCUUAUUUAUACGACUCUUAUGGUGAUCAAUCUGUUCUUUAUUGCACUUCUGUAAAUGUAGGCGUAUUGGCAAUAACUUUGUCACCAGCGUUCCGAGUUUUAUCUGUCAUCAGAUCUUUGUCACAUACAGAUGAUGGUAGAAGGACAACAGAAAGUGGCAAUCAUGUAUUGAAAGCAUUGACACUUUGCUGAAGUAUGGGUACAGUCCAUCUGACGGUAGAAGUGGUUGGGCGCAAUGCUGAGAGACUGUGUGUCUAUGUGGCAUUUCUUUAAAUUUCCCCAAACUGAGAUUAAAAUUAGACGUGACACUUCGCUGUCUUGGGAGCGUGUAAUUUCGCCACCAAGUCUUACUUGUCAGGUGGGCGAUCCCUGUAAACGAGUACCCUCUGGCAUCCCCAGAUGAAGAAGUCAGAUGUUCCAGUUGUGGCGAUCUUGCACAACACAAUAUAGGGCUGCUACAUGAAAUUAAUCUGCUGAGGAAAUGUUUGUUUAGAUGGUAUUGGGCCAGUGCCGUAUCAUGCUAAAACCACAUUACGCCAACCAUCCAAUGGCAUGUCUCUGAGUAGCAGUAUCUCAUCACAUAGGACAGCGGACAGUCACAUUCAAACACAGAGCCUUUAAAUCGGAAUGUCAGUGCAGCACAAAUAAUACAGUGAUAAUGUGAAUGAUGAUACUGAUGACUACUUUUUCCUCGUCAGCAAAAAUGAUUGGACUGUGUAUGCUUUAUAGACAAACAAUAAUUAUGCAUUCUCUUUAAAAAUUUUAAUAUACAUAAUCUGGGAUCAAUUCUGUGUUGCUCUUUGUAUGAGUUUCACGUUGAAUUUUAAAACAUAUAGUUAAAUAAUAUGCAAACUGCAGAGUCUAAAUGUUUAUUACACCGUGGAAUCUGGUCGCAGGUCUCAGAACUUUGAUGAACAUUAAUUCAUGUUUUUCUUCAAAUGAAGCAUAUUGGUGUCUGCUUAAUUUUUGUUUACGUAAAUAAAUGUAAUUAAUGGGUGGUAGGAAAAAAACACAUAGUCAAAUACAAAGUAUUACAAACAAUUGCAAUUAUUGUGUGAUCUAUAGCUUUUAUGGUGAUUCGGUGUAAUGAAUUCUUCUUGGGCUACCAGCUGAUAGCCCAAGAAGAAUUCAUUAUAAUUGGAAUUAUUACACCAGCCGUAUGCUUACAUCACUUCCGGUUUUGGACUUUGAAAACUUUAGCUCUUGACUUUUGCUGCGCCGAAUAUGCACCUUCUUUUAAAUUAAAUGUUCCAAUGAAAAAUUGCUUACUUUUAACAAUAUACAAAUGGUGUUCCAUAAAUGGCUCCUUUCUUCUGUACAUAGACAAAUCGAUUGAAGUUUUUGAGCGUGGAUUUCAAUAUAAUAAGUCGAACUACUGAACAUUAAUUCUGCAUUUGUCAGAUAUUGUUCGCUGAUUGCAAGAAAUCCUACGAUUCAUUCUGGGAAGACAUAUUAUAUAACUUUCUCAUUAAAUUGAAACUAGUUAGGCUAAUUAAAAUGUAUACAGGCAUACCUCGGAGAUAUUGCGGGUUCGGUUCCACCGCAAUAAAGCGAGUCACACAAAUGUUUUGGUUUCCCAGUACGUAUAAAAGUUAUGUUUGCACUAUACUGUAGUCUAUUAAGUGUGCAAUACCAUUAUGUCUAAAAAGAACCAUGCAAGAACAUCGUGAGAAUUACCAAAAUGUGACACAGAGAGACAAAGAGACCACGUGCUGUUGGAAAAAUGGUGCCGAUAGACUUGCUCGACGCAGGGCUGCCACAAACCUUCAAUUUGUAAAAAACGCAAUAUCUGCGAAGUGCAAUAAAGCGAUGUAUGCCUGUAUAACACUUUGAUGAUGCUGAUCAUUUAAGAUUUGGACCCUCUAUGUAUAGAACAUUAGUAAAACUGUUGUAAGCUGGCUGAUGACAGAAUUUUGCAGUACGCCAUUGCUCUCUGGGCAGCAGAAUCACUGUUUUUAUAAUAAUAGGAAGCUGUGAGUUGGCAGCACAAAGCAUUUUGAUGCACAAAAGACUUGAAUAAUCUGUCACUCAAAAGUUGUGCAUAAAAUUGGGGGUUACAGUUAAGACCAGCCCACCGUUCACUUAUCAAUCCGAGGCUUGUUGUUUUGUUUACAAUACUGUGUCAUUGGCUCCAAGGAAAGUUUACAUUUAAUAGACUCAGAAUGAGAAGAAGCUGGUAAACUUUUCUUACUUCAUGAAGUUACGUAAAUACUAAGGAAGUCAACAAAUAAUGCUUGAAACAGGCACGUAAUUUUACUGGCAGCUAGAGUAAAGCCGUUCUACAAAGUUGGCUGGUAAGUUGAGAG